Molecule: messenger RNA, 2536 nt
Organism: Seriola dumerili (greater amberjack)
Lineage: Eukaryota; Metazoa; Chordata; Actinopteri; Carangiformes; Carangidae
Gene: tkfc
Product: triokinase and FMN cyclase
Exons: 17
Coding region: 73-1815 (580 amino acids)
Biological process (GO): glycerol catabolic process
Cellular component (GO): cytosol
Molecular function (GO): ATP binding; glycerone kinase activity
Source: RefSeq, a predicted model, not a curated record
CGUAAACUAGCAGACUUGAUACGGUUUGUUACUACCUGCUGUCGGAGGGGAAAAGAAGCAAGAAAUGUCAAAAUGGAGCCCCAGAAGAAGUUAAUAAACUCAGUGGACAGCUGUGUGGAUGAGGCUCUCUGCGGCCUCGUCAGGGCCAGUGGGGGCCUCUCUCUGCUGAAGGGCCACAGAGUCGUGCUCCGGUCCGACCUGGACAACCUGAAGGGCAAAGUGGCCCUGUUGUCGGGAGGAGGGUCAGGGCAUGAGCCGGCACACGGGGGUUAUGUUGGUGCGGGGAUGCUGUCAGCAGCAGUAGCAGGUGGAGUAUUUGCGUCUCCACCCCCUGCCAGCAUCCUGGCUGCCAUUAUGUCCUUGCAUAAUGCAGGAGCCUCUGGGGUCCUUCUCAUCGUGAAGAACUACACCGGCGACCGCCUCAACUUUGGAUUGGCUGCAGAGCAAGCCCGUAACCAUGGCGUCGCUGUUGACAUGGUGAUUGUUGCUGAGGACUGCGCCUUCGACCGACCCAGUAAGGCUGGGAGGAGAGGCCUUUGUGGCACCGUCUUCAUACACAAGUUGGCAGGUGCGUUGGCAGAAGAAGGCUCUUCAUUGGACCAGAUUGUUGCCAAGGUGACAGCAGUUUUGAAGGGGAUUGGUACACUGGGGGUGAGUCUGUCUCCGUGCAGCGUCCCAGGCUGCCUGCCUUCGUUUGACCUGCCACCAGGAGAAAUGGAGCUGGGACUGGGUAUCCAUGGUGAACCUGGAAUCAAAAGGUCAAAGGUGGCAUCCGCAGACGAGGUGGUGAAAACCAUGAUAGAUCACAUGACCAACCCUGACAGCCAAUCCUAUCUGCCGCUGAAAUCAGGAAACAGUGUGGUUGUGUGUGUAAACAACCUCGGAGCUCUGUCCUGUCUGGAGCUGGCUGUUGUUACUAGAGCUGCCGUCAUCUGUCUGGAGAAUCACGGCUUGGUGGUUGCCAGGGUGAUGUCUGGCUCUUUCAUGACAUCACUGGAGAUGGCGGGAGUGUCGCUGACCCUGAUGCUAGCCAAUGAGGAAACACUGAGACUGUUUGAUGCUAAGACCAGGGCCCCCGCCUGGCCAAACCUCAGCAGUGUGUGUGUGAGCGGCCGCAGCUACAUCACAGAUCCUCCAGCCCUGGGCACACGACCGCAGGACGACACACACUCGGAAGGUCCAUUGAGUCCUGUGAUGCGCAGAGCAUUAGAGCGGGUUUGUUCCUCACUGCUGGAAAAACAGGAAGAACUCAACUCCCUGGACCGCGCUGCCGGGGACGGAGACUGUGGGAACACUCAUGCACAGGCUGCGAGAGCCAUUCAGGAGUGGCUCCAGGGUCACGUGGUCCCUGGUUGCCCUGCGAAACUCUUAUCGGUCUUGGCUGGAUUGGUGCAGGAGAAGAUGGGCAGGUCUUCAGGGGCGUUGUACAGCCUGUUCCUGACUGCGGCGGCUGCUCAUGUGACCGAGGGGCAGAGCAACGCUGCAGCCUGGGCCAGUGCAAUGCAUGCUGGGACGCAGGCCAUGAGGAGGUACGGUGGUGCUGAUCCUGGAGACAGAACAAUGUUGGAUGCUCUGUGUCCUGCUGUGGAUGAGCUGAUGAAGCUGACUACAGCUCCACCUGGUGGACAGAUGCUCAUACUACAGGCUGCUGUGCAGAAAGCUGCAUCGGGGGCGGAGGCAACCCGUGACCUCACGGCCAAGGCGGGACGGGCCAGCUACAUCGCAGCCGAGAGGCUCACCUUGCCCGACCCCGGUGCUGUGGCGGUAGCCGCCAUCUUGAGAGCCGUGCUGGAGUCACUGGAGGGGCAGAAGUAAUGCAGCAAAUAGUACCAGAGCAGAUUAUUACUAUCAGCAGACUAAUAGUAACAGAACAACACUAUCAUGCAUCAAUAAUUUGCACAGAAAAAUUAAUGUGACUAAAUAUUCACUGUGAUGUUAACCCUAUUUUUGCUCAUUUUCAUAGAAGACAUACAGUAAAUGAACAGAAACUAGAAAAGUGGGCACCUGAAAAACAUUCCUUAUAACUGCAAAUGGUUGCAACAUUAAAAUUUUAAAAAUAUCUGUUAUGCUGUUCAAUCAGUUCUAUGUGAAUAAGUCACUGUAGCUUCACAGGCUAGCGUAACAUCCAGUUUUACAUUUCAUACUUUGAAGUAUGUUGUGUUCAGUUGUGCAAAAUGUAAUUUAAAAGAUUUAAGAUGCACAUCAUUAUUGACCAAUACUUAUUAAGUGUCAAAUGUAUCCCGUUUACCUUUCUCUAAACAGGUCAGACAUUAGCAAGCUAAGUUGGUUUAGCUACACAUCAGUCACACUUGGUAGCUCCUGGGUGUAAAUACUUAGUAACAACUAAUUUCUACAUACAUUUCUACAGGUUUAGGAGGUGCGACCUGUUGUAAUUUAGUCAUGAGUAAGUUUCCACUCAGUAAACAACAUUAGAAUAAAGCUAAACUUAAGAAUAGCUGGUCCAGCCGGCUACAGGUCUUCAUGUCUUAAAUCUGUACAUGAAUGAAAUGCACUUUCUUAACAAAACAGUAUUAAU